AUGAAAAGCUGUGCUAAGCGAGAGGCGGACAGGAAGACUUUUCUGGAACAGGUGCGUGAGAGCAAGGAGAAUGGCUACCUCCUCUCCUCCAGGAAGAUUGGCUCUGGGGCCUUCUCCAAAGUCUACCUGGGCUACGCCACCCAAGAGAAGCUAAAACAGAACUACAAGCUGGCCUCAGACCUUCGGAGCAAGCGGCACGCCAUGGUGGCCAUAAAGAUCAUAUCCACAGACAAGGCCCCCUUGGAAUAUUCCAGAAAGUUCCUCCCGAGAGAAAUCUACUCCCUUAAUGCAACCUACAAGCACAUCAAUGUGAUCCAGCUCUACGAGAUGUACAGGAACAGCAGGCGCACCUACCUCGUGCUGGAGCUGGCCUCCCGCGGCGAUCUGCUGGAGCACAUCAACGCCACCUCCGACCGCAGGGAGUGCCCCGGGCUGGAGGAGGAGGAGGCGCGAAGGCUCUUCCGGCAGAUCGUCAGUGCCGUGGCACACUGCCACAAUGUGGGCAUCGUGCACAGAGACCUGAAAUGUGAGAAUAUCCUGCUGGAUGAGCGAGGCUUCAUUAAGCUGACAGAUUUUGGGUUUGCCAACCGCUACUCCUUGAGGAAUUCCCUGAUGAGCACGUUCUGCGGCUCUGUGGCCUACACCGCCCCCGAAAUCCUCAUGAGCAAGAAGUACAACGGCGAGCUGGCUGACCUGUGGAGCCUCGGGGUGAUCCUGUACGCCAUGGUGACCGGGAAGCUGCCCUUCAAAGAGCGCCAGCCUCACAAGAUGAUCCACAUGAUAAAACAGGGCCUCUCCUUCCGGCAGCCCCUCUCCCCAGAAUGCCAGAGCCUGAUCCAAGGCCUGCUGCAGCUGAAGCCUGGGGCCCGGCUGGGCUUGCAGCAAGUGGCCACGCACCGCUGGAUGCUGCCCGCCACCUCGGCCAUCUUCCAGCAGGCACUGAACGCCCCGGGCAGGCCCCCAGAGCGCAGCCCAGCCCUGGAGAAGCCGUCCGCCCAAGGUAGGUGGGUGCCCUGCCCCCGGGUCUGCCUUCAGUGGGCAGCCCCACAGCUGGGGGGCACGGGAUGGGGAGCGCUGGGCUGAACACAGCCGGGAGCGGCCUUGCCAGUGCCAGGCCUGGCUCCGUGACGAGCCAAG
Molecule: messenger RNA, 1137 nt
Organism: Malaclemys terrapin pileata
Lineage: Eukaryota; Metazoa; Chordata; Testudines; Emydidae
Product: testis-specific serine/threonine-protein kinase 5-like
Exons: 7
Coding region: 1-1083 (360 amino acids)
Biological process (GO): intracellular signal transduction; protein phosphorylation; microtubule cytoskeleton organization
Cellular component (GO): cytoplasm
Molecular function (GO): tau-protein kinase activity; ATP binding; protein serine/threonine kinase activity
Source: RefSeq, a predicted model, not a curated record